GAAGAGCGUGCUGCCGGGUGCGGGGACAGCUCCACAACACACCGCUAUAUAACAAAACAAAUCAUGGGAGUGGAAAUCGAGACAAUAACACCUGGCGACGGAAGGACUUUCCCCAAAAAAGGACAGACGUGCGUGGUGCAUUAUGUUGGCUCCUUGACGGACGGGCGUAAGUUCGAUUCGUCCCGCGACAGGGACAAGCCUUUCAGGUUCAAGAUUGGCAAGCAGGAGGUGAUCCGAGGCUGGGAAGAAGGUGUAGUGCAGAUGAGUGUCGGCCAAAGAGCCAAGCUGACCUGUUCGCCUGACUUCGCUUACGGAAACAAAGGCCACCCGGGUAUCAUCCCUCCUAAUGCCACCCUCAUCUUUGACGUCGAGCUGCUGGGUUUGGAAUGAAACAAAUCCACCGCGUAUUUUAUUGUGUGUGUGACUUCCUACCUGGGUGACCUGGAGAGAAGCUAGGAGAGUCUGCACUCGAUUCUAUAAGAGGCUUGAGUCUAUAGUUCCACCAUAUUUAUGGUUAUGAUUUCAUCAAUCUACUGUAUGACAGUUUUGUUAUUAUUUUGUCUAUGUGACUGAGUUUAUUCUAUUUUUUCCAUCAUAUUCUUCCUCCUUACAAAAAAACAACAAACUAUGGGCCAUAACCUUACAAACCUCCAUGUUCUUAAUCUUGAAAUUUUUGUGAAUUGCGCUUUAUUUUUCUUUGUGUAUGCGCGUGCGUGAGUGUGUGUGUGGUUUUCUUUUCUUUUCUUUUUUUUGUUUGUUUUGUUUUUAUUUUGUUUUCUUUUUUUUAAAGUAUUGGUUGUGCAUGGUUAUGCUGACAAAAGUACAAAAAUACCAAUGAACCACUAGCAGCGACAUUCAUCUCCUUUGAGUCAGUGAGUAGUAGUGUUAGAAUGUUUGAGAGCUGGUGCUUGUUAUAUAUGAAAGAAACAAAAAAAAGUGUACAAAAAAGACAAUUAAAAGCACACAUUUGUAUCUUAAACCCCAUUUCAGCUGAAAAAUUGGAAGAAAAGCGACGAGUUUCAGGGCUCAGCGGUAUAUCAUCGUCAUUGUCGGCCUUAAACGGUGCAACACAGGAACUUCCCAUUUCUAUACAGCACCACUGUGUUUACUUUCUCUGUGAAAUCUUGAACGCAAGUGCAAUCUAAAGAAAGGUUUUAAUUGGAGAACCAAUCACAGCUGUAGAUAGUUUUAACCGUGUGCCUAAAUAUCUCCACCAGACGACACAUGACGACUACCUUACCCCCCUCUCCCAUCCCCCCCGUCUGCAUGUUCAAGGCCCGGCGGAAACUCUUAGUAUGUUUGUGUGGAAAAGCUUUGCAUCCGAUUUGCAUUACCAUUGCCUUCUCAUCUCUCGCCAAGUCUUUAAACCCCAUUUAAAGCCAUAACACCAGUAAGAACAGUGCAAAGACGGGAUUUUGCAGUGAUGCACGUAAAAUUGGAGUUUGUUAUUCUUUUCUUAGAAAAAAAGGGGAAAUGCUUGAAAUUUUACAAAAGAAGGGGGGGUAGAGGGAUCAAUUCAAUUGCGACCUCGACCCCCCUAACCUUAUUUUGUGUAACAACUUCAAUCAUGUAUUUUUCAGAUGCCAACUUUCUAUCUCUGAGAAUAGACGA
Scomber japonicus (chub mackerel) is the source of this 1611-nucleotide messenger RNA. RefSeq names its product FKBP prolyl isomerase 1Ab (gene fkbp1ab). The transcript is spliced from 5 exons. Gene Ontology annotation, molecular function: peptidyl-prolyl cis-trans isomerase activity. Lineage: Eukaryota; Metazoa; Chordata; Actinopteri; Scombriformes; Scombridae. The record is from RefSeq and is a predicted model, not a curated record. Bases 64 to 390 code for a protein of 108 amino acids.